AUGUCUUACAAGCGUAAAUAUGAAGUGGUUGGAACGUUGCCAUCUGACGAGAACUGGAAGCCAACUGAUGAAGCUCACCCCACCCUGCAUCCAGCUAGCCCGACUCGGCAAAUUCCUCCUGUAGGUGUGUCACAGACUCAAUUUGCCAGACCGCCCCUCUGCCAACUCUCAUUAGAGCCAAGAGAGGAAAAUGAAUCGCUCUUCCUCGUUCCCGGAAGGUUAAAAGACAACCAACAGGGUGGUUGA
Molecule: messenger RNA, 246 nt
Organism: Paracoccidioides brasiliensis Pb18
Exons: 1
Coding region: 1-246 (81 amino acids)
Source: RefSeq, a predicted model, not a curated record